AUUCAAUCAUUUCUCUUCUCUGAUUUCCCCUUUUUUUUUUUUUUGCCCUAUCUCAUAGGGUUUCCAUCUCCUUCAAGCUCUAAUCUUUCUCAUGCAUUCGUGUCUUCAACAACUAUACGGUGUUGUAGCGGUUUCCAUCCUCGUCGGGUCUCUCUUUUUUGCUCUCUUUGGAGGGUUUUUGGGCCAGGAUCAGUUCAGAUUUUACCUCCCGGGGUUUUUUGAGCUGUACCCAUGUCUAAGCUCUUUGCUUUCUCUGGUAAUGAUGAUUUUUGCCCUGGGGGGUCAAUAUACCCAAACCCCAAGGAGUCGAGCCUCUUUUUGUCCCUUGGUUCUCAUGUGGAUGUGUAUUUUCCUCCUCGCAAGAGGUCACGCAUUAGUGCUCCAUUUGUUUUCAGCGAAGAGAGAUCUGAGAAGAAGAAGGUCUCUAUUGAAGUCCUGCCUGAUGAAUGUCUCUUUGAGAUCUUCAGACGGUUGCCUGGAGGCCAGGAGAAGAGUGCCUGUGCUUGUGUUUCCAAGCGCUGGCUUACUCUUCUAAGCAAUAUCCGCAGAGAUGAGUUUAGCAACAGAUCUUCAAAGCCUGAAGCUGAGAUUCUUGAAAAGAAAGCUGAAGUAGCAUCUGAGGCUGAAGAUCUGGAUGUUGAGGAUGAUGGAUACCUCUCCAGGAGCCUGGAAGGAAAGAAGGCUACAGAUAUAAGACUUGCUGCUAUGGCUGUUGGAACUGCUAAUCGUGGAGGAUUGGGAAAACUUUUUAUCCGUGGAAGCAAAUCUAGUCGUGGUGUGACGAGCGUUGGCCUUGGGGCCAUUGCCCGUGGCUGCCCAUCUCUAAAGGUUCUCUCCCUCUGGAACCUAUCUUCUGUAGGGGAUGAUGGUCUUUCUGAGAUUGCUAGUGGAUGUCACCAGCUAGAGAAGCUUGACCUUUGUCAGUGUCCUGCUAUUACUGACAAGGCUUUGAUUGCAGUUGCAAAGAACUGCCCGAGUUUGACUGAUCUGACCAUAGAGUCUUGUUCCAGCAUUGGGAAUGAAGGUCUGCAAGCUAUUGGGCAAUGCUGCCCCAAUCUAAAGUCCAUUUCAAUCAAAGACUGCCCUCUUGUUGGGGAUCAAGGAAUCGCUAGCUUGUUGUCUUCAGCCAGUUAUUCCCUGGUGAAAGUGAAGCUUCAAAGAGUGAACAUCACUGAUGUUUCACUUGCUGUUCUUGGACACUAUGGCAAGGCAGUAACUGAUCUUACCCUCACUGCCCUUUCAAAUGUGGGUGAGAGAGGCUUCUGGGUCAUGGGUGGUGGUCAUGGGUUGCAGAAGUUAAAGUCUUUGACAAUUACAUCCUGUGGAGGAGUAACAGAUCUGGGCCUUGAAGCUGUGGGAAAGGGUUGCCCAAACUUAAAACAGUUCUGCCUCCGAAAAUGUUCAUUCUUGUCUGACAAUGGGCUGAUCUCUUUUGCCAAAGCUGCAGUAUCACUUGAAAGUCUUCAAUUGGAGGAAUGCCACAGGAUCACCCAAUUUGGGUUUUUUGGUUCUCUUUUGAACUGUGGUGCAAAACUGAAGGCCGUUUCACUAGUGAGCUGCUUGGGGAUGAAGGACCUAAAUCUGGCAGUACCUUUGUUGGCUCCUUGCAAAUCCUUGAUAUCGUUGUCCAUCCGUAACUGCCCUGGAUUUGGUGAUGCAAGCCUGGCUGUGUUGGGGAAGUUGUGCCCUCAGUUGCAGCAUGUGGAUUUGAGUGGGCUUCAGGGAAUAACAGAUGCUGGAGUUUUACCUCUAGUUGAAAGCUCUGAAACUGGUCUGGCGAAGGUUAAUCUUAGUGGUUGUGUGAAUGUGACAGACAAAGUUGUUUCAACCAUGACUGAUCUGCAUGGUUGGACUCUUGAAAUGCUCAACCUUGAUGGUUGCAGACAGAUCAGUGAUGCAAGCUUGGUGGCAAUUGCAAAUAACUGCCUGCUUCUCAGUGAUCUUGAUGUCUCAAAGUGUGCAGUCACUGAUUUUGGAAUUUCAUCCCUAGCUCAAGCAAGCCAUCUCAACCUGCAGAUCCUUUCGGUGUCAGGAUGCCCCUUGAUUUCAGACAAGAGCUUGAAUGCUUUGAGGAAGAUGGGUCAAACCCUUUUGGGAUUGAACCUCCAGAACUGCAAUGCAAUCAGCAGCUGCACAAUUGACAUUCUUGUGGAGCAGUUGUGGAGGUGCGAUAUCCUUUCGUAAACAAGGGAAGGAUUUGAUGAAACCCCAUCGAUGAAUUAAUUUGGCAGAUGCCAAGGGUCGGGUUGCAGUAAAUCAGGAAGCUUCAGAAUUCUAGUCAGCUUUUGUGAGUAGCAGCAGUUAAUGUAGUUUUUGGGUCCAUCAGCUAUGGGUCUUUGAUCUUCCAGUACUCAGGUUUCUUUUUCCAGGAAGCAUAUUGGCCAUAUUUAUUCUUCUUUUUGCAGGUUUCCGCUGAGUGGAAAUCUGUUGCAAGUUUUUUGACCCCGAUAGUGGGUGUCACUUUAUUCAUGGCCGUAUUUCCUGAGAAUACAGUUACCGAGUUCUGUUUCUGGGUUACUUUCUCCAAUCGCGUGUUUUAGCUUGGUCCUGUUUCUUAUAUAUGCUUGGGCUAAGCUUUCAUUUAAAGUCAUUUUACCGAGUCUGAUCAUGUUUUCGAUAUCAUAUCUGAACGUGAUGGUUGGUUGGUCUUUUGUUUUCCUCAAGGGGCGGAUUAAAAGUUUUAGAGUCGUUGUUCCGUUGGUUUUAAAAGUUGGAAUAUUGGUGCCUUGUGGUCGUGGGGCUUGGCCGUGGCAGCGAGUUAUAUGGUCUGCCAUGACAACCUGUCGGUUGUUUUUUUUUAACCAGUUCCAUCGUUUUACAGGCUCCAUUUGUUUAUCAACUGUAGACUAUGCAACGGCUUCGUCAUGUAAUGAAAUCAAUAAUCGCCCUUUGUGAUGUAAACUUGUAUGCCUUUUCAUAAUAUAAAUAAAGGCUAUUUAUGUAGA
Molecule: messenger RNA, 2945 nt
Organism: Pistacia vera
Lineage: Eukaryota; Viridiplantae; Streptophyta; Magnoliopsida; Sapindales; Anacardiaceae
Product: EIN3-binding F-box protein 1-like
Exons: 2
Coding region: 232-2184 (650 amino acids)
Biological process (GO): SCF-dependent proteasomal ubiquitin-dependent protein catabolic process
Cellular component (GO): SCF ubiquitin ligase complex
Molecular function (GO): protein binding
Source: RefSeq, a predicted model, not a curated record